Molecule: messenger RNA, 618 nt
Organism: Lactuca sativa (garden lettuce)
Lineage: Eukaryota; Viridiplantae; Streptophyta; Magnoliopsida; Asterales; Asteraceae
Source: RefSeq, a predicted model, not a curated record
AUGGAGAAUGUGAGUGUAGUGACCUCCAGCAAGGAAGAAAUAUUCACAGAUACACUGAGAAUCUCCAAAAGGAAGACAGAAAGGGCAGAAGAGUCGGCUCCAGCAAAACCCGAUCUGACUCGCCGAGUCCCUCUAGUGGAAUCGACGAGUACAUGCGUGAAUGAUAAAACUGUCAGUCCUUUAAAGCCAUAUAAUCCUCCUUUGCCAUACCCAAUUAAAGCCAUGCCUGCGGAAAAAGUUGAAGCAUAUAAAACCUUCAUGAGGCAUGUUAAAGCCCUACAAGUUAAUGUGCCAUUUGUGGAAACGAUGCUCCAGACACCCAAAUACUUCAACUUGCUAAAAGGUCUUUUUGCUGCUAGGAAAGAUUUGGCUGAAGUCGCGGAGAUACUAUUGGGUGAGAUACCCGAAAAGAAAGGCGAUCCGGGGAAUAUUAUAAUUCUAUGCCAGUUUGGUAAUGAGGUUGUCACCCAAGCAUUGACCGACUCGGGUGCAAGCAUCAAUCUGAUGCCUUUCUCUUUCUUUAAAAGGUUGAAUUUACCAGAGCCAAGACCGACUUUGUGGUGGUUGCCAUGGAAAAAGACCCCAAAAUUCCAAUCAUUUUGGGGAGAUCAUUUUUGA